Molecule: messenger RNA, 623 nt
Organism: Salvelinus sp. IW2-2015
Lineage: Eukaryota; Metazoa; Chordata; Actinopteri; Salmoniformes; Salmonidae
Source: RefSeq, a predicted model, not a curated record
AGCCUCCUGUGAUAGCUGUGUCGUGGAGGAACGUAUCGGACAAGGAAGUCCCCAGUCUGAGGGCUGUGGUGGGGGGACGGGUCAGCCUACGCCCUGGGGCUAACCUAACUCUAGACUGCCCCGUCACAGGAUGCCCAGUGGUUCCAGACCACAGAGGGCCUGUCCGUUGGGACUACCAGAACCACACUCUGAAGGAGUCCACCUGGACCGGACCAGACCUUGCCCCAGGAAAGAGGCUGGGUCCUGGGCAGGAUCAGGGUCUGGGUCUUCAGUACCGUAUACUGAUGGGAGGUCGUGUUCUGGAGGUGAACACGAUGCAGGGAAGGUUCUCCGGACAAUACCGGUGCCAGACCCCCAUCCACAACAACACACAGCUGCUGUCCGCUUGGAUCCACGUCCGUGCUGAAGAGUUUGCGUGGCGUCUUGGGGACUGGACGGCGUGCAGCGCCUCGUGUGGGGACCGGGGAACGAGGACGCGGAGGGUCCGCUGUGUCACGCCAGAAGGACGUGAGGUCACACCCUCCAUGUGUCACCACCUAGACAGACCUGUCUCCUCACAGCUGGCCUGCAACCUGCAUGACUGCCCCCCCAGAAACUCCAACCAAUUCACACCAAUCUCCUGA